UACCCAACGUGUAGAGCGUGGGGUCGUGGUGCAUUGUGGGGAAAAAGUUAGCCUUUCUAACAUUAGUUCCAGAAACCUCUACUUUUGUGAGAAUAAACGUCACUAAGCCUACUUUUUCUGCCAUUUACGCUAAGAAUUUGACUAGUAAUGUCUGGAGGGGGCAUUAUGCCCAAGUGCCCUGCCUCUGCGUGCAAAGGAUUUAGCUCGACUCCUGUGAAGACACGCCAGCGUGCAGACUUCCAAGUCUCCGAGGGUUUGGACGACGGUGUUCUAUCCGACGAUGAAGACACGUUUUCGUUGCUUUCUCCGAUCUAUCAUGACAGUUUUGACAGUGAUGAAGAGGAGCUGGGAUCGACUCAGGCUUCACCCAGGCAUGACAAAUACUCCAGGCAGUGCACGUCACCAGCCAGAUCUGAGCUUCCUAAAACUCCCUCUGAGCGAAUGUCCAGUCCAGCUGUGCACCCAGCUGUCUCACCUUCUUCUCACAGUGCUUGGGAAGUGUGGUUGUUGAACAAAACUAAGGAGGAUCGCCUUAAAAUGGAAAAGAAAGUAGAAGAGGAGAGCUUACUAAAAGAAAAACAAGAAAUGCAGCAAAGGGAGCAGGAACUAAAAAAGACUAUCGCUGAAGAGAAGAUUCUGGGAUGGCUAAAAGUCAAAAGAGAACAGGAGAGGCAAGAGCAGCUUCAAAAACAGAAGAAAGAGAAGGAGGAGAUGCAAAGACAGCAAGAAAAACAAAGGGACAUUAAUCAGAAAGCUCAACAAAAAUAUAAAGACUGGCUUCAGAAGAAGAACCAAGAACGAGCUGAAAAAGAAAAGAAAGAGAAGGAGGAAGCUUCGAUGAAGGAGAAGCUGGAGAGGGAGCGCCGAAGGAGCGCAGAGGAGAAGUUUAAGGAGUGGCUGACACAGGCCAAAGAGAAAAGCAGAGCGAGUCCCGCAUUGCCCAGCUACCCUACAAGUCCCUAUGACAAAUCCUACCCUGCACCUAGUUUCUACAACCCGAUCCCCUGGAAGCCGAUUCAUGUCCCUCCUCCAGAGACGUCCCCAAACAAGACAAGUGGAAAGAAACCUUCAAAGCAGAAAAUAACUCAGCAGAGUUCCUGCUCUGCUAUUAGACUCAGAAACACUCAUUUGCUGCAGAAAAGAUGACACCAACAGUCUUGACGAGCACAGGAGUGAUGCUCAGAUAUGACUCAUCGACACCAGCUCUGCUCCUGGACCAAAUCUCUGCUGAUUCAUGGAAGGAUUUUUUUUUUUUAAGUGCCUGUCAGGAAGAGGGCUUGCUGCUGUGUUUACACUUUAGGUUUAGAUUUAUAAACUGCAUUAGAUUGUGUAAGAUUAAUGUUUAAAUGAGCUUACAGAGAUCUUUAUUAUAUUAAAAUGCUAGUAAAAAUCGCAACUAAACAUUUCUAAUCCAUGCUAUUUUGUAAAUGUCUUCAGUUUCCUGUUUUGAGAUGGAAUAAAAAAAUAACGAAGGGGUUAUUUUUCCUAAG
Nothobranchius furzeri (turquoise killifish) is the source of this 1490-nucleotide messenger RNA. RefSeq names its product coiled-coil domain containing 34 (gene ccdc34). The record is from RefSeq and is a predicted model, not a curated record. Lineage: Eukaryota; Metazoa; Chordata; Actinopteri; Cyprinodontiformes; Nothobranchiidae.